Lucilia sericata (common green bottle fly) is the source of this 2067-nucleotide messenger RNA. Its product is annotated as gastrula zinc finger protein XlCGF57.1-like. The record is from RefSeq and is a predicted model, not a curated record. Gene Ontology annotation, molecular function: zinc ion binding; RNA polymerase II transcription regulatory region sequence-specific DNA binding; DNA-binding transcription factor activity, RNA polymerase II-specific. Gene Ontology annotation, biological process: regulation of transcription by RNA polymerase II. The transcript has 4 exons. Gene Ontology annotation, cellular component: nucleus. NCBI's taxonomy places the organism in Eukaryota, Metazoa, Arthropoda, Insecta, Diptera, Calliphoridae. Bases 131 to 1963 code for a protein of 610 amino acids.
UUGACAUUUGUCGAUAAUAGCGUUCAAACAGCUGCUUUGUGGAAAAAAUUCUUCACGUACGCUUUUGUUUACAAGCGCAUUAUUUUAACAAAUUCUUUAUUUUAUAUUAAUUUCUAUUGUAAAAAAAAUCAUGACUACAAUAUUAUUGGGUCGUAUUUGUCGUACCUGUUUAAAAAAAUCCCAGGAUAUGCAUAAGUUACGCGAGUUUAUACGUGAUGAUUUACAAAUCGAGGACAUGCUUAAUCAGGCUAUACCCAAUUUUGAUUUGGGCAUGGAUGACAUACCACUGCCGGUGGAGAUAUGUGAAGAGUGUUUGAAUAAAGUACAAAAAAGCUAUGACUUUGUACAAGUUUGCCUAAACAGUAACAAGGAGUUAAGGAAUAUCCUAAAUCAGCAAGAGCAAGAAAUCGAGGGCACUUUGAUGGGCGGCACUUGCGAAGUAAAUCCCAUGGAGAUUUUAGAGGAAACUGAUAUUUUAAUGGAUAAUUUCAAAAAAGAACCGCAUGAUGAAAACUCUAAUGCCAGUCAGAACAGAGUAAAUGGUGGUGUUGAGGUCUUGAGUCCUUAUCAUGAAUUGGAGGCUGUAAAGCUGGAAGUGGAAAUGUUAAGUGGUAGCCAUCAUGAUGAUGGUAGUAGUUCUGAGGAAUAUUGGCCUCAUGAUAGUAAAGAAGACAGUGAUAACAAUUUCUUUGAAAAUAUGGCCAAAAAACCGGUAUUAGAUAUUAAACCAAAACGUAAAUAUAGCCGUAGAGUACCCUUAAAACGUGGCGGCACUAAGGUGUGUCUACACUGUAAUAAGGUGUUUGCCAAACAGAAUCUUUUAACUAAACAUUUAUCGGUACACGAUCCGGACAAUGAAUUUGUUUGCGAUGUUUGCAACUAUCGCUUUUCUAGCGAACGCAAACUUAAGACACAUGUUACCAAUAAACAUACCGGUGUGGAAAUAAGUUUAGCGGGAGGUCCUUAUCCCUGUCCUGAUUGUCCCAUGAUAUUUCAACAAACACGCGCCUUGGCAGCUCAUAGUGUAAUGCAUUCGGAAAGGGACUUUAAAUGUCAAGUGUGUGAUUUGUCCCUUAAGACCAUGGCUGCUGUUACGCGGCAUAUGAAUUGUAAACAUCCUGAUGUUUUGCCCUAUAAGUGUAAUAUAUGCGAUAAAGCAUUUCCGGUGGAAAAUCAUUUGAAUGAUCAUAUUAAUGAGCAUAUGGGUUAUAAGAAACACAAGUGCGAUUUAUGUGAGAAAAGUUUUCCCAAUACUACUGCCCUAAAGGAUCAUGUACGCGUGCAUACGGGUGAAUCUCCUUUCUUGUGCCCCCACUGUGGCAAAGCUUUCAAAACCGGCAAUGUUUUGCGUCAACAUUUACAAAGACAUGGUGAGAAGAAAUUCCAUUGUCCCGAAUGUCCCAUGAAAUUUUACGUUAAAGUUAAUCUAACCAAACACAUGAGUUCACACACUAAACUUAAGCCUCACGUGUGUGAUAUAUGCGGUUCAGCAUUUACUCGUCAAGAUUCCUUGAAGGCUCAUAAAUUUAAGCAUUCCGGUGAGAGACCUUUCAAGUGUGAGGACUGCAAUAUGAGCUUUGUUUUCAAACGCCACUUGAAACGCCAUAAAAUCACUCACACUGGCGAAAAGCCCCAUAUGUGCAGUUUUUGUGAUCGUGCUUAUGCGGCCAGUGGUGAUUUAGUUAAACAUUUGCGUACCCAUGUGGGAGAAAAGACCUAUUUUUGUGACCAAUGUCCCGAAUCAUUUAAAUAUGCAAUUGAUCUUAAAGACCAUAAGGUUAUGCAUUAUAAGGAAAUAAGAAAUUUGCAGCAAACACAACAACAAGAUCAACAAGAACCACAAGAACAAAAUGUUGUGGAAAAAAUUCCCGAAAUAUCAAAUGAAACGAUAGUAAUGGAAACGGAAACUGCUGUAGUAACGCUGGAAGAACUAUAUGAAGUUGAUAAGAAUUUGGAUGACUAAAAACAAAAUUAAUUUUUAAUUAAGCGAAUGAAGUGUAGAUAUGUAUUAAAUAAUAGUAUAAAAGUAAAUUUUGGAUAUGUAAUAAAAGAGUUAACAUUAACAAA